Sphenostylis stenocarpa is the source of this 885-nucleotide messenger RNA. NCBI's taxonomy places the organism in Eukaryota, Viridiplantae, Streptophyta, Magnoliopsida, Fabales, Fabaceae. The record is from the annotation of a GenBank genome assembly.
AUGAGAAACAAAGGAAGGAAUGUUGUGUGGUCAAUUGCGAUGGAUAAGUGUCUGAUUGAAGCCCUGGCAGCUCAGGCAAAAUGUGGAAACAAAAUUGACAAAUGUUUCAAUGAAAAUGCCUACACGGCUGCCUGUGUAGCAGUAAACACUUGCUUCAACUUGAGUUUGAAUAAUCAGAAAGUUAUCAACCGUUUGAAAACAAUUAAGAAGAGGUAUAAAGUAAUAAAAGAUAUGCUAAGUCAGGAAGGUUUCUGGUGGAACCCAAAUUCAAAGAUGAUUGAGUGUGAAAAUGCUGAGCUUUGGAAGAAAUACAUUGCAGCACAUCCCGAUGCAAAAGGAUUCCCUGGAAAGCAGAUAGAGAUGUAUGAUGAACUUAAAAUUGUUUGUGGGAAUUAUCAGGCCCCUAAUCGUUGGGCUAAGAUAAAGAAUGGAAGCAAUCUAAUGGAUGUGAAGAAUGGUGAGGAUGAGUCAGCCUCCUUUGUUUCUCCCAGUUUAGAAGACAUGAGUGAGACAGAUGGAACUGAAUCAUACACUGCAUCUCCAGAAUUUGGCCAGACGCCAGAUGGUUUUCAAGAUCCUCCUGUGGUCCAGUCUGUAAGACAACUUCCAAAACGGCCCCGUGCCUCAGAUGCUCUUCAGGAUGCAUUGAUGACAGUGGCAUCAAGCAUCCGACGUUUGGCUGAUGCUAUGGAGCAAAGCAAAUGCACAUUUGAUGCAAGUGAGUUAUUACAGGCCGUGAUGGAUAUAGAUGGGCUGGAAGAAGGUAAACAGAUGUAUGCAUUCGAAUAUUUAAAUGCUGAUCCUGUCAAAGCCAGAGCCUUCCUCACGUACAAUGCUAGGAUGAGAAAGACAUACCUGUUUAGACAGUUCUGGUGGUGGAGGUGA